This is a messenger RNA of Fragaria vesca subsp. vesca, 1769 nucleotides long. RefSeq names its product lactation elevated protein 1-like. Gene Ontology annotation, cellular component: mitochondrion; chloroplast; cytoplasm. NCBI's taxonomy places the organism in Eukaryota, Viridiplantae, Streptophyta, Magnoliopsida, Rosales, Rosaceae. The coding region runs from base 162 to 1664 and encodes 500 amino acids. Gene Ontology annotation, molecular function: ATP hydrolysis activity; ATP binding. The record is from RefSeq and is a predicted model, not a curated record. The transcript is spliced from 15 exons.
AGGCACAGAGGCCAAAGCAAAAAACACCAACAAGAGCUGUGUUUCCCCUCAAACUCCCCUCUGUUUUUGUGUUCUACCGAGAUUAAGGAUUUCGAUUUUACCAUAUAAACCCACCAGUUGGUGAACUGAUUGAGGAUUUGCAUUGGAGUUCCGGAUUGAAAAUGAGAGCUGUUGCUCGUUCUGUCCAUCAAUUUCGAUCAGCUUUGCGGCAGCAGACAUGUAGUUACUCCACCGGUGUUGUGAGAAGGCGAAAGCUUUUGACAAACAGCUAUUUUGCGUUAGCUCAUGAGCUCCCUAACAAUGCCAAAGUCGAUAGAUUUAUGCAUCCCGCCAUUUUUGGCUCUAGAGCUCUGUCAUUCAAUGCUGCUCCGGUUACUAAUGGAGACACACACAAAGGAGGGCCGCUUGUGGAGUAUGAGCGAAGAAUUGCUGCGGGUGAACUUGUUGAUGGUGAUGCCUGCCAGGUAGGCACCUUAAGAGAACUGCAAAGGCUAUAUGAUCAACUUGUUGAGUCGGCUGAUGUCUGCCAGUUGGAUAGAUAUGCCACUUCGAGGAAAUCUGCAAGGAGUAGAUGGUUGUGGUCUCGUUUCAUCCCACAAUCUUCAAACGCCUCCCCUGUCAAAGGUCUUUAUCUUUAUGGAGGAGUGGGAACUGGAAAAACCAUGUUGAUGGACUUGUUUUUCGAACAACUACAAUGCAGUUGGAGGAAAAAGAGGAUUCAUUUUCAUGAUUUUAUGUUGAAUGUCCACAGCUGCUUGCGAAAGCACCAGGGUGUAGAGGACCCUCUUGAAGUUGUUGCAGGAGAGAUAUCUGAUGAGGCAAUCUUGUUAUGUCUCGAUGAAUUCAUGGUGAAUGAUGUUGCCGAUGCGUUAAUACUAAAUCGUCUGUUUAGACACCUAUUCAACAAUGGUGUUAUUCUUGUCGCCACCUCCAAUCGUGCUCCUGAUAACCUGUAUGAACGUGGAUUGCAGAGGGAUCUGUUUCUGCCCUUCAUUGCUGCUUUAAAGGAAAGAUGUGUAGUUCAUGAAAUUGGUUCUGCGGUAGACUACCGAAAACUCACAUCGGCUGAGCAAGGGUUUUACUUUGUUGGUAAGGAUUUGUCAAGCUUUCUCCAGGGGAAGUUUCAAGAAUUGAUUGGGGAUCAUGAAGCUCAUCCUGAGGAGGCAGAAGUAGUGAUGGGAAGAACACUAAAGGUUCCACUAGGUGCCAAUGGAUGCGCUUACUUUCCUUUUGAGGAACUUUGUGACAGACCUAUGGGAGCUGCAGAUUAUUUUGGAUUGUGCAAGAAAUACCAUACCCUGGCCUUGGACGGUGUUCCUAUCUUCGGACCCCACAAUAGGACAGCAGCAUAUCGGUUUGUUACUUUAGUUGAUGUGAUGUAUGAAAACAAGGGCAGACUGAUGUGUACAGCUGAGGGGACUCCUUUUGAACUUUUUGAAAGAAUAGUGACAAUCCAACAAGUGGCACCUAGAACCUCUUCAAGAUCAAGGAAAAAUGAUGAUUUGGAGUUAUGUGUAGAUAAUGAAUUGGGAUUUGCUAAAGACCGCACCAUUAGUAGAUUAACAGAGAUGAAUAGCAAAGAAUACUUGGAGCAUCAUGCUGCAGCGCUGGAAGAGAACAACUCCCAUGAAGAUCUGCAUCUGGAUAAAACCGUGCAUGCAUGAUGCAGAGAGAAAAAGAUAAGAAAUUCAUCUUAGUACAGUUAACCAUUAUUGUAGUUACUGUGCAUGAUUAUAUCAAUAAGAAAGAAAAUAAUUUUUCCAUGUAAG